Molecule: messenger RNA, 4391 nt
Organism: Orbicella faveolata
Lineage: Eukaryota; Metazoa; Cnidaria; Anthozoa; Scleractinia; Merulinidae
Source: RefSeq, a predicted model, not a curated record
CCACCCGUGUACUGGGUCGUGUUUAAGUUCACGCAGAAACUGAAGCACCGCCAAUGAUGGUCAAUGAUGUGAAUGAUGAACAAGAGUCGCUAUCGGUUAGCUAUUGUUGUGUGGAGUAAUUUAGUGCAAUUUAACGUGGAGUUCAGCGUUGUAGAUAUUCCCGGUUAGUUUUACCAGUGGUGCAAGAAAUAGCGCCAUGACAUGAUGAACUGGGUGAAGUAGAGGUUUCUGCCAGUUUACAUAAUAUAACUGCAAUUAGCAUAAUCUGUUUGUUUUUAACAAAGUUAGUAAAACCCUAAAACUGUCCAGUUCGAGUUGGAAAGCGCGCAGGUUGAGGCUAGUAAAUGUCCAUCUUAAACUGUUAACUUAAUUUAUCGUAGACACCUUUCCACAGUCUUAACGAGAUGCAAACAUACUGCCAUCCAAGUAAGCCUUCCCUUAUAUUUGUCAAAUAAAACUGAAAAUCGAUGCAAGAUUGUAAAUCGUGUGAAGUAUUGUUGUCUCGACUGGCAGAUUAAUUAUUUGUAGUGUUAAACAGUGAUAUGAACUCUUUUGUUUGCUGUCGUAGUUAGCAAUGGCUCCAAUGUCUAUCAUGCACGCGAAAACCUUAAUAAUUACUUCCCACGUGCGAUUCCCAUGGCAACGCACCAAAAGUGGCAUUAUAACUUUUACAUAUGAAAAAGUUACGUCACAUAUUUUGAAAGCAGUCUGUUUUUACUUAAGCCGAGCUUUUGUUAUGUACACAAUUAUUCUAUGUCGGUCUCUUGGGAGCUGGUGUUGCUUGGAGCUGGCUGAAGUAGUUUGUUUGCACAUUUAGUUGUUUGCUGUCUUGCGGGGUCUCGUGGCCAUACACAUGAACUACAUAUUACUUUGAGAGCAUUGCAAUCAAAAUGACAGUCGGUUUAACGGACUUGUUGGAUCUAGCCAUUAGUCCGCAAAUCGGACCUGUGAAUUUCUUUCAUUUACGGAAUCUUCUACACACUAUUGUAGAACAUUUUGGUAUCGGCGAAAUAGACGCACAGCAAGCAGAGGUCAGAGGCCCACAGUCAAUAAGAUCUUCAUCUGAAGCCUCCAGCAGCGUUGAUUCUUCGGACAGCGAAGAAGAUGAAGAAAGCGAAGACGAGUCUGCAGACGAUGGUCACGUGAGCGAAGAAGAAGUGACGCAGACCAUAAUAGAUGAAGACGGACAGGAAAAGACUGUCACCGUUAUGGUUCAAAAGCCACCCAAACCAAAGAAACGGCAGUCUGAGCUCACCGACCAAGAUGGCAAUGACAAGGACGGUGAAGAAAAGAAGAAACGUAAGGACAAAGACAAAUCAAGACAUAAAGACAAAGACAGCACAAGAGAGAAAGACGGGAAGCAUUCAAAACACGAGAAAGAGGGUGACGAGAAAGACCACAAAAAGAAGAAGAGAGACAAAGAUAGAAGUGGUUCAUAUGGCGGUGAUUCUGUGUACGGAAAGAAAGAUGACAAGAAAAAGGAACGUAGAAUGACAAUGGAUGGACUAUCUGAAGCCCCAGAGUUGAUCAACAUUAACCGCAGGUUGGAGGCAGCGGAAACAGGGAUUAAAGGUCUCAGGAAUAUCAUUGACUCCAUGGUAAAUCAGGUGGACUUUGGUGAUGAGGUGGGUGGAAUGUUAAAGGCGCAACUUGACCAGGUUCAACAACAGCUUAAUAAAGUCGAGCUCGUUCCUGAAGGGGAAGCUGCAAAGAAGGAAAAGAAACGGAAAGGAUCCAAGGCCAAGGGGCCCCAGGACAUGCCCCAGGAUGGAAUCAUCACUGAAGGAUCUCAGCAAGGCCCAGGAACUGUUGAAGGCCAGGGUCAGUCCAUGAAGGUGGUCCCUGUUAUCCCACCACCUGAUAGGAUGUCCCAGGAUAUGCCCAAGCUACAACCCGGUCACCUGCCUUCAAGAAAAGACGAAAAGCGCAAGAUAAGCUUGCCAAUGAGAGGGGAGCGGCCUCCCAGUCAGGGAGAGAAAGCGCCGCUAAGAAAGCGCACCACAAUGGAAGAUCUGAAGUUACGUAAGAAGGCACGAGAAGAAGGCGUGACUAUAGAGGAGAUAGAGGCACGAGAAACAGCUCAGGAAAGCAAGAAAGAGAAGAAGAGUAAAGAAAAGGAGAAGGAAAAGGGAAAAGAGGACGAGAAAGAAAAGGCGGACAAGAAGAAAGGAGAGGAAAGCAGUUCUGAUGAGGAAUCUAUUGACUCAGAGGAAGAGAGAGAGGCAAUGGAAGAAAUGAUCAUGGAGGAGAUUGAGGCAGCGCUGGAGAACACCGACGAUCCAGAGGCUCAAGCGUACGCUUUGCGCCUCAGUAUUGAACAAAUGAAUAACAUGAAGAGAAACUUUGCACAAUCACAGGAAGAGUUUAAAAAAGAAAUGGAAAAGAAUAAGAGAGCCAUUGAGCUGAUCGCUAAGGAUUUGGCCGCCUUCCGCUCUGCGAGAAAAGCUCAGGACGCCGAAGGUUUCAAUGCUGUACAUCAUGUGCAUAGUAUGGUGCUUGAACUGCAGGCUAAACAUGAAAAGCUGGUCCAGACUACCGCUGAGCUGGUGAACGAGUACAACAGGCGCGAAAAGAGCCUGGAGGAAUUGUAUGGUUCAAUUGACAGGCUGGAUCAGAACAAGGCUGAUAAAAAACAUGUCAGCCAAGAAAUCGGUAUUAAGGCCGACAAAGGAGACCUGGAGUCUAAAGUGAGCGUGAAUCAAUUUGAUGAGAGCUUCAACCUGUUGGACCGCGGUCUUAGUGAUGCGCUGGAGAAAAUGGAGAGUCAAAUGAGUAUUGAAGAUGCAUUGAAAGAAACACUGCAAGAAUUACAAAGCAAGUUGCAUCUCAAACUCGAUAGGCAGGAGCUGGAUUCUCUCCGAGAUCAGCUGGAAUCACGCAUCAGAGAAGUGCAAGUUGUACGAGCCACUGUGAAGGAGAAACCUGAUGAUGGAGAGCCAGCCGGAUUUAGGAGGAACAAGACGGAGAAAGUUCAUUGUAUAUCAUGUGACCGCCCGUUGGAGGUUCAACCGGGAGGAAUUGGACCCAACAUGCCAAAGAUCCAAGGUUUGCCAGGGCAGAAGUCUUCCAAACCCUACACAACUUUUGAACUGGAACACAUCCGCCAACAUCAAAAGAUGAACAUCGCUAAGAAACCUCCCGUCAUAGGGGCUGACCUUGGUUACCAGGCACAAAAGCUCAAGAAUGAGGUGAUGGCCAUGACAGGUCUCGUGGAUCUGAUAGAGCUGCCUCCUUCCCAAAGGUACUGUGGAGGCUCCCACACAAUCAUGCAUCCAUUCCGCCGAUCUUUCAAGACAACGGGGUCUCAUUUCAACCAAUAUGUCGUUAUACGCGAGGACAGUGACGCCUCUGUCACAUUACCUCGCCGGGACUUCAUAGUACCACGCGACAGCAAUCUAAAACGAUACAUGAAACCCAAGCUACCCGCCAUAGGGCAGUCCAAUACUCGAGAACCUUCUCCUCCUCCAGAGUACAUGGCAGAGUAUAAAGAUCGGCCCCUCAGUGCCCCGGCCACCCCUUCAGUGGGUCAAAGGCGUAAACUCAGCUCGCCCCAGGUAAUCGACGAACCAUCCAAUUCUCCACCUCUGAACGAGGCUGCAUCGCCCGUCGAAAUGGAGAGAAUAUCCGUUACAAUACCUUCUCCAGCCGAAGAGUCAUAACGUAACUAUUGCAUUAGGUUUAAAGAAGCUAACUUGCAAAGGUUAUGCUAUUGUGAAAAAUGAACUUGUAGUACAUCAUUAGUAGAUUGGUUUGUAGUUGGCUGGAAGUGUGAUCGGUCUGAAAUAUAUUACUGUGGGCGUUUUCCUACCGACGCAAAUAUUGCCGACUUCUCAAAACGGGGCUAAAUGGUAAGGAAAUUUCCUGAGAUGCGAACCAUUUAACCGAAAAUUCCGGAAAUUCUGCGGCCAAAGUAAAAAAAAAAAGUUUUCCAAAAUUUCGGUAUACUUUGCGUGGUUGUCUUCUUCCUUUCCGGAAACUCUAGGUGCUGUUCCAUUCGCGCCACUGGAAAUGUUAGGAAAUUGAAUCCAGAAUUCUCGGUCCGAUGGAAUGCGCACGGAGUUUUGCAGUUUACCCUCAAAUUUCUUGAAACUGUCGCAAUCAAGAAAGCACUGGGUUUUUAAUGUAAUCCGCAAAGGCGUGUGCAGUCAUCACUUCUUAGGAAGUACAACUGAGAAACAAAAUAAGCUGGCUAGAAGUUCCAAUUGUAAAUAUUCAGAAAUAUUUAAUUUUGAUUCUCAUCCGACUGUUUACCUUGUAUUUUAUAAAAAUCAAUGUUUAGUUCUUGUGUAUUUCUUGUAAAAAAGACUGCUUCCAAGAACCAACGACAACGUGCUUUAGCGCGGUUUUGUUUUCGUUGUUAAACCCAGAGAAAAGGAAAUUUUACCUCUGUU